Molecule: messenger RNA, 2449 nt
Organism: Rana temporaria (common frog)
Lineage: Eukaryota; Metazoa; Chordata; Amphibia; Anura; Ranidae
Gene: ABCG5
Product: ATP binding cassette subfamily G member 5
Exons: 14
Coding region: 200-2107 (635 amino acids)
Biological process (GO): cholesterol homeostasis
Cellular component (GO): plasma membrane
Molecular function (GO): ABC-type transporter activity; ATP binding; ATP hydrolysis activity
Source: RefSeq, a predicted model, not a curated record
CAAUUACACUUCCCAGCCAAUUCCAUGUUCACGAAAGAUAAAUGCUACUGCAGAGGAAUAGAGCGAGUACAAGCUUUAGGAGCCUUCCCUGGGUGAUUUCAUGAAGACGGCAAAGGAUUCCCUGCUUGACCACCUUUACAGGUGAUUUGGGGUAGAUUCCUGCAGAAACUUUGCUGGUUUGAACAGUGUUAGAGGAUUAAUGGAGGGCCCUGAAGAGCCACACACUGUUACAACAAUUUCAGAAAAAGAAGCUAGCUGCAGUAUAAGUGUACAAAACAUCAGCUACACGGUUAGAGCGCGAGCUGGACCAUGGUGGGAUAUACAAUCAUAUUACAACAAAUGGACAAGGCAGAUUUUAAGGAAUGUCUCCUUUCAUAUGGAAAGCGGUCAGAUUAUGGCAAUAUUAGGAAAUUCUGGCUCUGGAAAGACAACGCUUUUGGAUGCUAUCUCUGGGAGGAUAGGAAGAAAAGGUACAUUGCUCGGUGAGGUUUAUGUGAAUGGUUCCCAGCUAAGGAAGGAACAAUUUCAAGAUUGUUUUUCUUACGUCUUACAGCAUGACAGUCUGCUUGCUCAUCUGACGGUUCGGGAAACCUUGACCUACACAGCUUUGCUGGCACUUCAAAAACACUCUAAAGAUGCCAUAAAGAAGAAGGUUGAUUCGGUAAUGGCGGAGCUGAGUCUCACUCAUUCUGCAGACACAGUAAUAGGAGGACGUGUUUUCAAUGGCAUUUCCAGCGGAGAAAGACGUCGGGUGUCCAUAGCAGCCCAAUUGAUUCAGGACCCCAAAAUAAUUUUACUCGAUGAGCCAACUACCGGUUUGGAUGCAAUGACUGCAAAUCAUAUCGCCUUACUGCUUUCUGAGCUGGCUCGAAAGGAUAGGAUAGUGAUUAUUUCCAUUCACCAGCCACGAUCUGAACUGUUCAGAAUUUUUGAUAAGAUUGCUAUCAUGAGUUGCGGAGAGCUUGUUUACUGUGGUAACCCCCAAGAAAUGAUUACGUUUUUUGAAGACUGUGGAUACGAGUGUCCAGAACACUCCAACCCAUUUGAUUUUUUUGUGGACCUUACAUCUGUUGACACCAGAAACAAAGAGCGUGAAAUGGAGACAUAUGGCAGAGUACACACCAUAGCUGAAGCCUACAUAGACUCCAAUGAGUUCCAGAACACCUUGGAACAUAUCGAAGCAUCAAAGAUGUCUAAAGUGAAGCAGAGCAUCCCAUUCAAAAAAAAAGAAGCCCCAAACGAGUUGUCAAAACUUUUUGUCUUGCUCAGGAGAACACUAAGAAAUCUGUCUAGGAACAAGUCUGGGAUCAUUAUGAGGCUCUCUCAGAAUUUGAUAUUUGGCCUCUUCAUUGCUUUUUUCCUCAUUCGAUUGAAGAAUGAUGUGUUGGAUGGAGCCAUACAGGACAGAGUUGGGGUAUUUUACCAGUGUCUGGGUGGGACAGCAUACACCGGGCUCCUUAAUGCUGUUGCUUUAUUCCCAGCCCUACGUGCCAUCGGUGACCAGGAAAGCAAGGAUGGUUUGUACCAGAAGUGGCAAAUUCUUCUAGCUUACGUCAUCCAUAUUGUGCCAUUCAGCAUUCUUGGCAUUGUGAUAUUUUCAUCUUUUAUAUAUUGGGUUGUGGGACUUAACCCAGAGCUGACAAGGUUUGGAUGUUUCAUUGCAAUCACCCUGCCUCCACACCUCAUGGGGGAACUACUUACCCUUGCAGUCCUUGGUUUGGUGAAUAAUCCCAACAUCGUCAAUGCUGGAGUGGCUUUGCUCAACAUAGCUGGGAUUCUUGUGGGCUCAGGACUACUAAGGAGCUUACAAGAAAUGCCUCGCGUUUUUCAACUAUUAAGCUACAUUACAUAUCAGAGAUAUUGCUGUGAAUUAUUAAUAGUCAAUGAGUUCAAUGACCUGAAUUUUACUUGUGGUGGUUUAAGCAAUUUAACGGGACCUACAUCACAAUGUCCGUUUACUAAAGGGAAUGACUUUAUUGAAAAUACUUACCCAGGAGCCACAUCCAGGAUCACAUUUGACUUUCUGAUGCUUUAUGCCUUUAUCCCUGCAAUGAUCAUUGGCUGCGUCAUAAGUUUUAAAUUGAGAGACAUUAUGAUGCGCAGAUAGGAACUCAAUCCAGAAAUCUAGUGACUAUGACGGCUUGGCUCAGAGGUUAUUCUGUCAAGAUAAACUUUGUUUUUGAAUUUUCCAAGACCAUGCCAUAAGUGUCUUAAUCUUAAAUGAUAUUUUCUGUAAGUAUGUGGAUCUCUGAAGAUUUCAGAAUUUUGAAAACCGAUCACAAUUUUUCAGGAAUUAGCAAGUCUUGAUCUUAGUGUUCACCUGCAGUAACAGUUUGUGGUGAGUCCCCAGGAAUGGAGCUCUAAAAGAGACGUUGGGGUAGAUUCAGAAAGCAAUUGCGUCUACGUAACCAUAGUUACGCAACGCAAUUGCUUAGUUGCGCCGGCGUAU